Messenger RNA from Ceutorhynchus assimilis (cabbage seed weevil), 8051 nucleotides. Lineage: Eukaryota; Metazoa; Arthropoda; Insecta; Coleoptera; Curculionidae. The record is from the annotation of a GenBank genome assembly.
CUUAGAUAUUCUAAUGUAGUCCAUCAUGGCUCACGAUAACUUUGCCUAUUAUAUAAUUUCAUUGAAGAAUUAAGAUAACCUUUGGCUCUUUUAUAAUAAUAUUUUCGACAGAAUUCGGGUGCAACAUGAUUAAAUUACCAGUUUUACUUAAAGAACACCUACAUAUUGAUUCACAUCCACAAACAUGCCCAUCAUUUUAUAUAUUCUCAUAUCCAUAUUUGUAUUGUUUUUUGUUUUACUUUUUGUGUAUACGAGAAUUGUUAAAUCAACAUCCAAGUACAUGAGAAACCUUUCAGGACCCAAACCUAUAUUUCCUUUUGGGAAUACUUUGGAGCUUAUCGGCGGAUCAACUGUUACUCUCAACGUAAUAAUGAAAUACCUAAAUAUCCAUGGAGACAUUAUACUCACUCAUCCUGGACCUCUUGCGUGGGCAGUUGUAUCCGUUGAUCAUGAUUUCAACGAGCUACUGUUCAGUUCGUCCACGCAUAUUGAAAAAAGUGUUCAGUAUGAGUUUAUGAACAAUUGGCUUGGACUGGGAUUACUAACGAGUAAAGGUUCUCAUUGGAGAAAACACAGAAAAGCCAUAACGCCUGCUUUCCAUUUUUCAAUUCUAAAAGAUUUCAUUGCUGUUUUUGAUUCCAAUGGCACCAACCUGAUUAAAAGGCUUAAAGGAGAAGUAGGAAAAGAUAGCACUGAAAUUUCAAAAGUUGUGUCGUUGUAUGCACUCGAUGUCAUUUGUGAAGCUACAAUGGGAGUGAGAGUAAACGCGCUGGAACAGGAAAAUUCGGAAUACAUCAAAAGUGUCAAGGCACUUUGUAGCAUUAUUGUCGAUAGGAUUUUUUCACCAUUGCAUCCACUAUUGUACCCUAUUACAUGGAAUUAUUAUAAGGAAAAGCGAGCGCUCAAAGUAGUGCAUGCCUAUGUUGAAGACGUUAUAUCUCAGAGAAUCGAAGAAAAAAGCAAAAAAAAUCUCAACAAAGACCGACAUAAAAUGGAAGAGGAUUUCGGUCUUAAAAGACGUCUAGCAUUUCUGGAUUUGCUAUUGGAAACCACCAUCGAUGGACAAUUACUUUCGAAAAGGGAUUUAAGAGACGAAGUGAACACAUUUAUGUUCGAAGGUCACGAUACAACUUCAACAGCAAUUAGUUUUUGUUUGCUGAUGCUCGCCACUCAUCCAGAAGCCCAGGAGAAAGUAAUCAAAGAACAGAUUGAUAUUUUUGGAAGCAAUUUAAAAACUGCAAGUCCCACCUAUAACGAGCUUAAUGAAAUGAAAUAUUUGGAUUUGGUUAUAAAGGAAACUCUUAGACUUUUUCCAUCGGUGCCAUUUUUUGGGAGAAAAUUGUCCAAUGAUAUUGAGUUUAAGGGCAAUCUGUAUCCUAAAGGCUUAACAGUAAUGAUUAUUCCAUACGCAUUCCAAAGAAAUCCGAAUAUUUUUCCAAAUCCAGAAGAGUUUAUACCUGAGAGGUUUCAAGAUUAUAAUAACAAAUUUCCUUACGCCUACACACCGUUUAGUGCUGGACCUAGAAAUUGUAUAGGUCAAAAGUUCGCUAUGCUAGAAAUGCUCUCCACUGUUUCGAAAGUGAUAAGAAAUUUCAAAUUAGCACCAUCAAAGCCGGAACACAAAAUUAAGAUUGCAGCCGAAACUAUUUUAAUUUCCGCCAAUGGCGUCAGGAUAUCGCUUGAAAAUAGGGAAUGUUGAUGAAAUGAAUUGUUAAAAAAAUAUGUUAAGAUUAGUUGUCGAUUUAUAGAUUAUGACACAAGGUUGUUUCUUUUGGAAAAGCAUCUACUUGAAUGGGUUUAUUCAAACGCAGAUCUUCAGUGCUGUUGUCUUGAUAUUUCUGUUUGUUUUCAAAAAGCAUUUAUUUAGCAAGAUAAAUACAAAAAUGAAAAAUUUCAAACUUGAUAACUGUAUGCUUGAUCAAGGUUGCUUAAAACGAGGUUGCCUGAUAACUUUCAUGACGUCAUCUGUAAGCCUCAACAUAAUGCAAGUGUUCAUAAGACACUCCAGAUGCGUCAUCAAGGUACCCAUUACCAGACAACCUAUGAACUUUAGGAACCUUGAUGCUUGAUAAUUAUAUCUGACAACCCAUUGUCAAGGAACUGGUUUUGAUAUCAAAACAAAGGCGGAAGGGCAUUGCGAUGAGAUCCAAAGUGUUUUUUUUUUCAGAAAACUGGAAAUAGAUCAUUGAUGUACCUACCUAGCGUGCUUUUCUAGACCAGACCAGAUAUCAUGUAUACAGUUUCAUAUCUCAGCAGAUAUAAGAGUCGUACUGUAGCAAGUCACACCCAACUUGGAGAGAAAGUCUUUAGACUUGUACCCUCGAGGAGCUUAAGGCUGUGGAGACUAACCUCUGCCUGACUGCAUUGCGGUGCGCGUAAUUUAUACAAGAAUUAUUGCUACCGUCAGCAGUCAGUUAAUUUUCUGUAGUACAAGCGCCAAAUUCAUUUUAUUUUUAUAGUCUGUGGGCUUAUAGACAUUUAUGAGUUGACAUUGGCCAUUGCCCAUAGAUUAAGGAACAUGAAUUAAAUAACAGAUAAACCUAUUAAAAACGACUUAACUUUAUUAUUUACAUUUUAUUUCUAAUCUUAACUUUUCGAUACAAAUCAAAGUGCAAAGUAGAUAUUUGAAAAUAUGAAUCUACUACCUACGAGUUUCGAAAAGUAUGUAGACAUAUUGUCAUAAUUGGUACAGUAGAGGGUGUAAAAUAUACCCAAAUAUAUUUGGUAUAUCCGGGGUGUUCAUUUGAAACCGAACCAUCCAGGGCCGAUCCUAGCAGGUGUGCAGCGCGUGCCCCGCACGAGGGCGACCAAAACUAGGGGCGGCCACAGGCCGCCUAUAAUUCUGUCAUUCAAGAUUAUUAUUAUUAUUAUUGUUUUGAAAAAUUUUCUCACUUUUUCGAAAAGUGGUGUUACUUCUCCGAAAUAGCGGGCUGUGCCAAGCUAUUUCAGAGUCUACCGCUGGAAUUAAGAAAUGAUCUGACUAUAUUACAAGUUUUUAUGAUGACAGACUUUUGAAUAUUUGUGUGAAUGUGUGAGUUGAUCCCGAGCUGCUUAAGGUGCGAAUCGAACAUGUCAGGUGUAAUGCCUGUGGUGGAUAUAACGAAUGGUAUGACAGUUACUUUUUUUUGUUUCCAGAGCCUCUGAACUUCUAUGCCCAAUUCUGUAUACUUUGAUAUUUUUUCGUUAUAUUUGUUUUGAAUCAUUGGGUAUGGCUAUGUCUAUGAGAUAGGUGAUCUGUUCUUUUUUAUUUUGGAAAACUAUGUCUGGUCUAUUGCAUGUUAUUGUUUUAUCCGUGCGUAUUUCUACAUCCCAGUAUAGUUGGUAUCUAUGAUCGUGUUGGGGGCAUAUUUAUAGUAUGGUGUUUCUUCUGUAAUUAGUUUGUAAGUUUUUGCGAGUGCCUGGUGAAUAAUUCUUCCUGCCAUGUUAGGUCUCUCGGUGUAGUCUCUACCUGCUAAGAUUUUGCACUCACUGGUAAUAUGGUCUAUGGGUUCUUUAAAUUGAUGACAUUUUCUGCACGUAUCGGUAUGUAUGUUAGAGUCUUUUAUUAUAUAAUUUUGGUAGUUAAGUGUGGCUAUUACUUGAUCCUGAAUUGCAAGGAGAAAUCCCUCAGUUUCAGGAAAAAGCUUUCCAUCUUGGAGCCAUUUAUAUGAGUGUGGCUUUGAUAUAUGUUUCUGCUAUGAUGUACCUAUGCUUUCCAUGUAGCUGUUUUGAUGUCCAUGUAUUGAUUUUUUGUUCUAUAUAUUGAAUUGGGAUAAAGGUAUCCGCCGAAUGGCUGGUUGUGGAUAGAUCGAGUGGCGUAUAGUUCUUGUCUGCCUUGCACACCGCUUGGUGGAGAGAUGUUUGUUUAUCAAGAAAGUAUUUUCGUAUUAUUAUUAUUAUUAUUAUUGUUAACAGCAGUAGGCGGUUUAAAGAAAAACCGAUGAGACUGCCGUAUUUGUUUAGACAGCUAUCGCAUUCUUAGUUUUGAUUGUAUGGUCUAUAGACAGUAGUGCACAAAGGAGGUUAGGGCCCAGAUUGUCAUUUCCUGGUCGAGGCGAUUCUUAAACUGAUUUUUGGAGGUAGAGUUUAUGGUCUCAGCGCUCAGGCGGUUCCAAUUGUAAACAACUCUAUUCUUAAGGAAAUUCCUCCUCAGGAGCUUAUUGCAUCUUUCUUUAGAAAGCUUUUGAUCGUGUCCUCUCAGAUUUAUGUUGUGGCUUGGGUGGAAGAUGUCUCUCAGGCUACAGGCAUAGUGACCGUUGAGUAUUUUAUGUAUUUCAAUGAGAUCACCUCUGAUUCUCCUGUCUCUUAAAGUUGUUGAGGUUCAAUCUCAGGUGCCAUUCCUCAUAGGACAGAUUUUUAAGUUCCUGCGGUAAUCUGGUUAUUCUUCUUUGAACUCUCUCAAUCUGUUCUAUGUCUUUAAUUUAGUAUGGAUUCCAGAUCGUUUGGGCAUAUUCGAGUUUUGGUCUUACAUACGACUUGUAAAGUUUCAAGAUCAUUUCCUUUGAUAAGUCUUUAAAGGCUGUCUGAAUAAGGUAGAUCAUUGAAUUAGCCUUUUUGGACAUUUGUGUGAUACGUGUAUCCCAUUUCAGGUCAUAUGUUAAAGUGACUCCUAAGUCUCAUUGUUUCGUUACUGGUGUUAUUUCCGUUUGUUCAAAGAAAUAGUUGAAAUUGGGAUUGUUUUGACCAAUAUGAAGGACAGUGCAUUUGUAAUCAUUCAGAGGCAUCCCCCACUUAUGUGUCCUAGCUUUAAUGUUGUUAAGGUUCAUUUGUAAUUCAACCUGAUGUAGCAGCGGAUUUGUGUAUAGGUAGGUGUCCAUCAUCAGCAAAUGUCGCAUUAUUCGUGUGAAGCCCUUGAUAGAGAUCACUUAUGUAAGUUAUAAUCAGCAGCGGGCCAAGGACUGAACCCUGAGGAACACCGCUGUAUACUUUGUGCUCCUUUGAAAGUGAGGAAUCCACACGUACAAUCCACACGUACUUGGAAGGUACGUACAGUGAGAAAGCCUUCCAACAACCUCAGAAAUUUACCUCUAACUCCAAAAUGUUCCAAUUUAUAAAGCAAAAAUUCUGUUGGCACCUUGUCGAAUGCUUUUUCAAAAUCAAGGUAAAUGACAUCAAUUGGUUUAUGGUUGUCGUCAGCCAGGGUCCACUCAUUUAGUCUGGUUAGCAGGUUUGUUAAUGUUGAUUUUCCUGGGAGAAAGCCAUGUUGUUCAGCAGGUAAAACAUUUUCAAGUAGAAAAUCAGUGAGUUCUUUGGCUACUAUUUUUUCCAUGCAUUUACGUAGUGCACUUGUUAGACUGAUUGGUCUAUAAUUUUCUGCAUGCUGUUUGUUUCCUUUCUUGUAUAUUGGUGUUACCACAGCCCUCUUCCAGGCUAAAGGGAAAUCUCCUGUGCUCAUUAUGGUGUUAAGCAAGUUGGACAAAGGCUCUUUCAGCACCUGUACAUACACAGUUCUUGAGAAAAACUGGUGUGAUCUCAUCAGGCCCUGGACUAGAGUUUGGUUUCAGCGAUGUGAUGACGGUUUCGACUUUUUCUGCUGUGAAUAUGAUGUUGAUAAUUUCAGUCCUGGAGUAGGUUUCCAAGGGAAGUGUGGGUUUAUUUGUGUUCUGAUCCAGUAAUGUGUAUACGCUUUCAAAUUGCUCUGGAAAGCAUUCUGCAAUUUCUUGGUUUGUCUCAAAUGGUUGUUGGGUUGCAUUAUCAAUUAUGUUAAAGUUUUUAUGCUUGGAGUUGAGGGUGCGAGUUAUGUAUGCAUAUAAUUGUUUGUCGUUUGUCAGUAGAUUAUGUUCAUAAGUUUUUCUUGCCCUCUGCACGCUUUAGUUUUGUUGUUUUGUUGUUGAUACCUCUGAUAGUUAUCUUCAGUUUUGGAUAUUUUAUAUUUAUGUCACAGAUUUCUUUUUAGCUGGAUCUCUUUAAAUAGGUACUUCUUUAGUCAGCCACAGUUUUUGCUUGUUAACUUUUUGAGAUCUUAUUGGUAUGUUUAUGUUGAUUGAUCUGUUUAUUGCUUCGUAAAAGGUGUCAAUAUUUGUUUGAUUUGCUACCUUAUGUAACUCUUGCUGGAGUGAGUUGUUGACAGCAUCAUAGUCAGCUUUCCAGAACUGUCUCUUGUAAACCUUGUGAGUUGGCUGAGUUAUAACUUGAAAUUGCGUUGUGGCUGUAAAUACUACAUGGUCACCUUUUCCCAGCGGUGCAUGUUGGUGAAUAUCGAAAAUUAGUUUCUUCUCAUUUGUUAUAAGUAAGUCUAGAAGUGAUUGCUGGGCAUUUCUAAUUCUUGUUGGGAAAUUAACAUGUUGGUGUCCUCUGUGGUUUUUGUAACUCUCCAGGAAGUCAUAACUGCACUGGUUGUGUGGAUGAAUUACUAGUUUGUCCCAGGUGAUUUCAGGGUAAUUGAAGUCUCCCAUGAUAAAGACAGGCUCUUUUAAUGUCAUAGCACUUUUAAUAGCUCGUAUCAGUCCUAAGUUAAGCUCUACGGUUGUUUUUGGCUUUUUUCUAUAUACACAAGCCACUAGGAACCUAAAAUUGCUGAUUUUAACUUCAAGCCAUUCAAGUAAAACUUUUAACGAAUUUCUCAAAAUGAAACUACUUCUAAUAAAGAAAUAAGCUGAACUUCAAAAAACUCCUGAAAAAUGAAAAUAAACCCUGAUCUCCUGAUAGCAUAAAUAGAAAGUUUAGUGCACAGUCAAUGUGUAGGCUCACGCAUAAUAAUGUUUUAACUCUAUAGGUACACAUCCAUCAUAAGAUCGCAUAAUUUUUUAUAUUUCCCAAAUACCUACUUCUGCUUUAUUUUUCAAAAUGUUUAUUUUUGUUCCCGAUUCACCUAAUUCUGCAAGAAUAAUUACUAACCGUUCAACAGAACUAGUUGAAUACUCCCACUAACAAUAUUACCAACUUUUUUGGUAUAGUAUUUCCAAACUCAAUUGGAACACGGUAUACCAACUGGUGGCUGACUAGUCACUGAGAAUUUCCAUAAGAAAUGCACUGCUACUAGUCAGCCACCAGUUAUAAUUUAUGUUCACCUGGUUCCAAUUAACUUUGAAAAAACUAUACCAAAGACUUCCAAAUGCAGGUGGGUAUGUUAUACCGUGGGUAAGUAUUACGACUAGGGACUGUAGUGUCUUGACUUUCCAAAGGGCCCUAUUUUUCACUCUCGUACCUAGGCCCAAGCCAAGUCCUACUUAGUUUAGGAUAGUGUUUGUCAUUAUUGAUCACCGCUCACCCGCAUUCAAACAACUUAUAGAAAACAAGUAUGUUGAUAUGUAUGUAAAAGUUUUUUUCAACCCUAAACGCCCAAAAACGUUCACUUUGAGGCUCGAAAUGAAAGCUUUUGAGCGGGGCACCAAAAAAAAAUCUUUGACCACAGGUACCUACGUAAGGGUGCUAUAUCUAUAUGGGGCGGCGCAAAUGUUCUUCUUUGCACGCGGGCGGCCGAUAUCCUAGGAUCGGCCCUGGAACCAUCUUCAACUUUUUGACUCCUGGCCCACCCAGUCUUAAGUACUUAAAUCGAAGCUUCCAAUUGUUUGAAUUAACUAAUUCUGAAUCUGUUAUAAUCUUCUCUGAAAGCCGCAAAUACCUUUUCUGGAGUAAAAUAUUCCUCAAGAAGUAUUUUUUUUCAUGCAUCAUUAUAUAGGGAUAUAUUGCGGGUUUCAAGUGAGCACCCAUAAUAUUUACAGAGGUGUAUAAUUGUGUUUAUUCCCAUUUAUGUCUCUGAAUUCGAACCAUAACACCAUUUACAGAUUUCAAUACUGCUUCGGGUGACACCACCAUUUUGUGAGGCGGAUCAGUUGGAUACAACUCGAAGUUUUUGAUUAUGCCCGAUAUCACACUCUUCAUUUCCAAAACUGCAAAUCUUUGUCCUAAAAAUAAUUUGUUUAAUUUACCCAACUAACACAAUAAAAUACUAGUGGAUACUCACCAAUACAGUUUCUUGGUCCAGCACUAAAAGGUAUAUACGAAUAUGGAAGUUUGCCAGUUGAAUCCAAAAAUCUUUCAGGAUUAAAUUCUUCAGGCUUUUCAUAGUAGUCAGGAUCACGGUUAAUUCCGUAAAUGAAUAAAGUUAUCAUGGAUCCUUUAGGAAUGAU